AUGAUCAAUGAAGACCUCCAGCUCCUACCUAAUAUCACUUUGGGCUUCAGAAUCUAUGAUAGCUAUGCUGGGGCACAGACAUAUCAUACCACGUUGGAACUUUUCUCUGGUCAGAAGCAAUUCAUUCCCAAUUACAAGUGUGGCCUCCUGAACAAACUCAUAUCAGUUAUUGGAACUAUUGAUCCUGGAAUCACUUUUGAUAUGGUAGAUAUUUUAGAUUUUUACAAAGUUCCACAGUUCCCAACUGGUUCUGCUCCAAAUGAAAGCCCUUUCUACUACCAUUUAGUUCCAAGUGAAGAGGUUCAUUAUAUUGGGAUUAUUCAAAUACUUUUGCACUUCAAGUGGACCUGGGUUGGAGUACUUGUAAAAUACCUUAGAAGAACAUUAGAACAUCUAAUCUUUUCAAUGUUUUCUCUUAAAGGCAUCUGCAUUGCCUUCCUAGAACAAUUCAAAUCAAUUUAUUUCAAUACUUUUUUUGAUAAUUUGAAAUGGCUUGUUGAAACAUUUCAACUUCUUGCUAACAGCAAAGCCAAAGUUAUCAUAAUCAGUGAUAAUUAUCUUUUAAAUUUAAGAUGGUUGUUACGUCUACCUGAAAUGGAAAUAGUUUCUGUAAAGCCAAAAGGCAAGGUAUGGAUUGUGGCUUCCCAAGUGGGUCUUGCAUCAUUCUUUUAUCAGAAAAGCUGGGAUAUCCAAGUUCUCCACGGUGCUCUGACCAUUGCAGCUUACUCAAAUGAAGUUGCAGGAUUCCAACAUUUUCUUCAGACAAGAAACCAUUUCACUUCAAAAGAAGAUGGUUUUAUCAAAAAUGUGUGGGAGCAAGCAUUUGGCUGUGUUUUUCCAAAUCCAUCUGGGAAUGAGGAAAUGGAUAGUUUGUGUACAGGGAAGGAAAAACUGGAGAACCUUCCUGGAGCUUUUUUCGAAAUGAGGAUGACCAGUCAUAGUUACAGUAUAUACAAUGCAGUGUAUGCUGUGGCACAUGCUUUACAUGCCAUGAAGCUGGCACAACAACAGAACAGAAAGCUAAGUAGUAGAAAACUCAAUCUUCAGGAUGCCCAGCCAUGGCAGGUUUUUAGGGCCUUAAGAAAAGCUAACGCCAUUGAUGCAGAAAUUACCUUACCUGUUUCAAUUUGUACUGAGAGUUGCAUCCCUGGUUAUUUCAAGAGAAAACAAGAGGAAAAACCAUUUUGCUGCUAUGAUUGCCUUCCAUGUCCCAAAGAGAAAAUGUCAAGACAGAAGGACAUGGAUGACUGUCUGAAAUGCCCAGAAGAUCAAUAUCCAAAUAAGGAUCAAGAUUCCUGUAUUCCCAAGAAAAUAUCUUUCUUGUCAUAUAAAGAACCAAUGGGACUUGGUUUAGCCAUUUUGGCACUUUUCUUUUCUCUCUGCACAAUUGUGGUGCUGGCAACAUUUUUGAAACACCACAGUACACCUAUUGUCAAGGCCAAUAAUCAAAAUCUCACCUAUAUUCUACUCAUUUCUCUCCUCCUUUGCUUCCUUUGCUCACUGCAAUUCCUUGUUAAACCAGGCAAUAUUAUAUGUCUCCUCCGACAAAUUAGCUUUGGCAUCAUCUUCUCAGUGGCUGUGUCUUCUGUGCUGGCAAAAACCAUCACUGUAGUUAUGGCUUUUAUGGCCACCAAGCCAGGAUCCAGGAUGAGAAACUGGGUGGGAAGAAAACUGGCACUUUCCAUUGUUCUUUCUGGUUCCAUGAUUCAAAUAGGAAUCUGUAUUGUGUGGUUGCUCAUAUUUCCCCCUUAUCCCAAUGUUGACACCUAUUCAAAAAUAGAGGAAAUCAUAUUGCAAUGCAAUGAAGGCUCAACUACCAUGUUCUACUGUGUCCUGGGCUACAUGGGCUUUCUCGCAGCUGCCAGUUUCACAGUAGCAUUUUUUGCUAGGAAUCUCCCCAGCAGUUUCAAUGAGGCCAAAUGUCUCACAUUCAGCAUGCUGAUCUUCUGCAGUGUGUGGCUCUCCUUUGUUCCAUCCUACCUGAGCACCAAAGGCAAAUACAUGGUGGCUGUGGAGGUUUUCUCCAUUUUGGCCUCCAGUGCUGGGUUGCUAGGCUGUAUAUAUCUCCCCAAAUGUUACAUAAUCCUUAUAAGACCGGAAUUAAAUAACAGGGAACAACUAAUAAAGAGAAAAUAG
This is a messenger RNA of Thamnophis elegans (Western terrestrial garter snake), 2136 nucleotides long. Its product is annotated as vomeronasal type-2 receptor 26-like. Gene Ontology annotation, biological process: G protein-coupled receptor signaling pathway. Gene Ontology annotation, cellular component: membrane. The record is from RefSeq and is a predicted model, not a curated record. The coding region runs from base 1 to 2136 and encodes 711 amino acids. The transcript is spliced from 5 exons. NCBI's taxonomy places the organism in Eukaryota, Metazoa, Chordata, Lepidosauria, Squamata, Natricidae. Gene Ontology annotation, molecular function: G protein-coupled receptor activity.